AUGUAUUUCAUUUAGUUCUACUGACUUGACAUCAUGACCCACAUCCAUGUUAUUGGUAAUGUCACCCAUCAAAAUGUUUAUCGACGUGAAAUGGUUCGAUCACGAUGUUGUGUACUAUUAUUGAAACAGUUCACAUACUCUAUAUUGCAAAAACUGUUGGAAAAAAUACUACCUUAAUAACUACUUAAACGGUUGAACUAAAUUACCUGAAUAAUUAGCAAUUAUGGUCGACAAUAACUUAAUCAUACAGAGUUUGAAAGCAUCCCAU
Molecule: messenger RNA, 268 nt
Organism: Acanthoscelides obtectus
Lineage: Eukaryota; Metazoa; Arthropoda; Insecta; Coleoptera; Chrysomelidae
Source: the annotation of a GenBank genome assembly